Gossypium arboreum is the source of this 1227-nucleotide messenger RNA. Its product is annotated as homeobox-leucine zipper protein ATHB-7-like. Gene Ontology annotation, biological process: positive regulation of DNA-templated transcription. The coding region runs from base 228 to 878 and encodes 216 amino acids. Gene Ontology annotation, molecular function: sequence-specific DNA binding; DNA-binding transcription factor activity, RNA polymerase II-specific. The record is from RefSeq and is a predicted model, not a curated record. Gene Ontology annotation, cellular component: nucleus. NCBI's taxonomy places the organism in Eukaryota, Viridiplantae, Streptophyta, Magnoliopsida, Malvales, Malvaceae. The transcript is spliced from 2 exons.
UAAAAUCCAGUUGAACAAAGGAGAAAGAAGGACAUGGAUGUGUACAACGCAUAGGAAAGAGAAUAAUAUCAUACGAUCAGUGUGGAGCCUUGAUUGUAAUUUCAGAAUCCAUUAAUUAAAAGUCUCAAUCACUUUGAAAGCAGCCAAAUGUAGUACUCUAUAUCAAAGUUCCCUAUAAUUUUCUAAAGAUCCUCAACACAUAUACCUUGAAAAAAGAACCUCCAUUAAUGGAGACCAGAGAUCAUCAUCAUCCAUCAUCAAACGAACUAAUAUUACAACAGUACAGUCAGGCACCGCCACCAGGGAAGAACAACAGCAACAACAGCAGCAGCAACAAGAGGAGGUUCACCGACGAUCAAAUCAGGUUAUUGGAGUCGAUUUUCGAGUCAGAGACAAAGCUGGAACCGAAGAAAAAAUUGCAGGUGGCGAGAGAGUUGGGUCUUCAGCCUCGACAAGUAUCCAUUUGGUUUCAAAACAGAAGGGCGAGGUUAAAGUCGAAACAAAUGGAAAAAGAUUACGUAACGUUGAGAGACAAUUACGACAAGUUGGUGUCGAGAUUUGAGAUGUUGAAGGAAGAGAAACAGUGUUUGAUUUCGCAGAUGGAGAAGCUAAGUGAAAUGCUAGCUGAGAGUGAAACCAAUGGUGUAAAUAAGGUCAGCAAGGUGGGUAGUACUGAGCAUGAAGCUGAACCAGGGUCUAGUUUCAAACAGGAAGACGAUGGGGUUUUGGGUUUAGAAACUCAGAAAGGUCAUAGAGAAAUUGAAGAUGCAGUGAAGCAUGGAGAUGAAUUCCUGGGCAUGGAUGAAUAUAGGGAUUAUGAUGAUCAGUUUGAUCAUUUGUGCAGCCGUUGGCAUCACUGGUUAAACUUCUGGACUUGAACAGCUGCAUCUUCACGAGGAAACUCGAUUUUGCCUGUAGCUCCAUUGUAUCUAUUGAUUUAGAGUUAGAGAUGUUUCCACUAUCACAGAAGGAAGGAGAGUGUCGAUGGCUGAGAAAGCCAUGAUACCGUUCGUUGGGGUUUCUUUUUUUUUUUUUUCAUAAAGUUUAUAGUACAGGACGAAGAUCCUUUGCCACUUCUAUUCAAUGUAAUUAGGGAUAUAAAUCUGACUUUUGUUCCGAUUUUACUUGUACCUUUUCUAUAUUAUUGCAUGCCAAGAUGAUUAUCAUAUCACAAAGCAUGCAAAAGUAGGCUGCAGUAGCAAAGAGAUGUUUCUAGUUGUAAACAAA